UGCGACAAUAACAAUAACAACACAUCACAGCAUUCAAUGGACUCUUCUUCAAGUGCCGGUCGGUCUGUUGCAAGGCACUGUUUUAUCAAGGGAGGGCAGGAUUUCAUGUUGGUGGGGAUAAAUGCAAUCUACACCACACCAAACCGCGUCCGCUCAGGCUGUUUUCUGCUUGGUACUGCACUGCACGUCUGCAGCGUGCACCCCAAGAACAAAAAUGUGCGAAUACUCGUCACUGCCCUUCCGAGGAUCAUCGAGACAAUCAUUCUUGCAACCUUUUUGGGACGAAGCUACGAAGUAGGACCGAUAUUGAGUGAAUUAAUCGUCCCGCGCUUGAGGCUCAGCCUCCAGACUCCAGCUCAGCAACCACUGACAACAAAGGUGGCGUCGCGUAGUGAUAUUCGAGGGAAUCAAUCCAUCCAUCCAUCGAAAGUCAAGUCACGAAAUCAGCACUCCCCAAUAGUCCCUCCAUCCUCCCAGGCUCCCCUACAGCUUCAAGCAAUUUACCGACCACCCCUCCAACCAAUCACCCUGCCAUAG
Molecule: messenger RNA, 537 nt
Organism: Periconia digitata
Lineage: Eukaryota; Fungi; Ascomycota; Dothideomycetes; Pleosporales; Periconiaceae
Source: the annotation of a GenBank genome assembly